This is a messenger RNA of Aspergillus uvarum CBS 121591, 870 nucleotides long. RefSeq lists its product as uncharacterized. The coding region runs from base 1 to 870 and encodes 289 amino acids. The record is from RefSeq and is a predicted model, not a curated record. The transcript has a single exon. Lineage: Eukaryota; Fungi; Ascomycota; Eurotiomycetes; Eurotiales; Aspergillaceae.
AUGUCCGCCCCCAACGAAACCCAACAAACCCCCGGCCUCCACCUCCACACCACCUUUGCGCUUCCUCCGCCCUCCUCCUCAUCGCAAUACCACCACCACCACCACACCCCCAAACCAACCCCCAAAAGAACCACCCUCCUCACCCCCUCCACCUCGCCCACCAUCUCCCCGCUCAGCUCCACAACCACCAGUCCAACCUCCUCCCCCAUCUCCAACCCGGAAUCCAUCUCCUCCGCCUCCGACGCCUCGCUGUAUACCACCGCCUCCCCGCCCCCAUUCGCCUUCCACCGCUUACACUUCCCUUCCUCCCCUGGCAAUGGGGGAAACACCACCCCCAGGACCGAAGCCACAAGCAUCAACAAACCGCCGCAAUACAAAUACAACUUGAACCCACCCAGCAAGCAACCCGACCUCACCACCCCGCCCCUCAGUCCACAUCUAGUCCCCUUCAACCCGGCGCCGAGGACACCGACUCAGCAGGCGCAGGCGCAGGCGCAGCACGAGCACGAGCACGAGCAGACGCACACUCCUGUCCCGGCAACCUCGCUCCUUUCUCUCUCCCCCUCGCUAUCGCUAUCGCUUUCCCGGUCGCCGUCGCCGUCGCCGUCGCUUUCCCUGACGCUGAACCAGCAGCAGCAGCAACUCCGACCCAGAUUGCUGUCGAAAGCCGAGAAGGAGGUCCUCGAGGAACAGGGCCGCGCAGCGGGCGAUGCGGUGGAGCGGGUGGGGCUGGGGAUGUUGGAGCCGAGACCUGUGCCUUUGCCUUGCACGGUUGCGGCGGGCGGGAUAGGGAUAGGAGGGAUGAUCGGCAGCGGCAUGGGAAGAGGCGUGGUGGCGUUUGAGGGGAUUGAGGAGGUUUUGGCGGGGUGA